CACUUCAUUUGGUAAAGGUUAGAGCAGAAGCUAUGCAGUCAGUCAGUGAAAUAUAUAAAGGAGGAAUGGCUAUAGUAAUUUAUGGACCUGACAGUAAAUUAAGCUAUGCUUGUUUAAAAGCCAAAGAAUGGGCUAAGGAUAAAGGUGACGUAUUUCCAGAAUGUAAAGUAGCCAAUUACUUAUAUCCACAUUGUAAAGUUGUAUCUGGCAGUGAAUCGGCAAUACUUUUCCUCGAGCAACAUUAUAGAGAGUUCGGUAUACGGAAAAUUAAAAAAUUAUCUGUAAAUGGUGCCUUCCAUUGUGAUUUAAUGGCUUCUGCAGUUGAACCGUUUAGAAAAGCUCUUAAAAAAUGUAAGGUUUCUGAACCAGUUAUAACUGUAUAUUCUUGCGUUGAUGGAAAAAGCUACAGAAAUGCUGAUCAUAUCAGAAGGCAAUUACCCACUCAGAUAAUAAAGCCAGUAAAAUGGGAACAGUUACUCCAUGUAGCAUAUGAACGUGAUCCAAGUGAACAUUUCCCAAAAACAUUUGAAUGUGGUCCUGGAACAUUUUUAAAAACUGUUCUUAAACAAGUAAAUGCAAAAGCUUGGAAUGAAUGUUACAGUAGUGAAGAAUAUAAAUGAAAAUGUUUAAUUUUUUUCCUACUAUGAAAUACAAUUUUAUAAGUUAAUUUAUAAA
Anoplophora glabripennis (Asian longhorned beetle) is the source of this 675-nucleotide messenger RNA. RefSeq names its product probable malonyl-CoA-acyl carrier protein transacylase, mitochondrial. The record is from RefSeq and is a predicted model, not a curated record. Gene Ontology annotation, molecular function: transferase activity. Lineage: Eukaryota; Metazoa; Arthropoda; Insecta; Coleoptera; Cerambycidae.